Molecule: messenger RNA, 3268 nt
Organism: Rhea pennata
Lineage: Eukaryota; Metazoa; Chordata; Aves; Rheiformes; Rheidae
Gene: SH3KBP1
Product: SH3 domain containing kinase binding protein 1
Exons: 19
Coding region: 448-2253 (601 amino acids)
Biological process (GO): actin filament organization; cell migration
Molecular function (GO): protein binding
Source: RefSeq, a predicted model, not a curated record
AAUGCAGCCGCGCUGCCGCGGGUAUUGAGAGCGGCAGCCGCAGCAGGAGGCAGCAGCAGGCGAGCAGGGAGGGGGGCCAUCCCCAUUGGCAGCCUCUGCUCCUUCCAGCCGCGGCGGCGGCGGCUCGGACUGCUCCUCACCCCUUCGCCGUGGCCAGCUGCCGCAAACUUUCAGCCUGUUUCCGCCGCCGGGCGAAGCCCAGCUCGACAUAAAUGGAUUUUAAGUUCCCUUUCCAAAGCAGUGGAGGCAUUGCUGAGAGGCUCCAAAGAAAUUUUGGAGGCGAUAGUGGAGUUUGACUACAAAGCUCAACAUGAUGAUGAGCUGACGAUCACUGUAGGUGACAUAAUCACCAAUAUCAAGAAAGAUGAUGGAGGCUGGUGGGAAGGACAGCUCAAAGGCAGAAGAGGUUUGUUCCCUGACAACUUUGUAAGAGAAAUAAAGAAGGACAUGAAGAAAGAAAAUAUUGCCAACAAACCACCAGAGAAGCCUAUAAAUGAAGUUUCCAAUGGAAGCCCUUUACUGUUGUCUGAGACAAUUAUUAGGACCAACAAAAAAGGAGAGAGAAACAGGCGAAGAAGAUGUCAGGUGGCUUUCAGUUACAUGCCUCAGAAUGAAGAUGAACUGGAACUGAAAGUUGGUGAUAUCAUUGAAGUUGUGGGAGAGGUGGAGGAGGGCUGGUGGGAAGGCAUACUUAACGGAAAGACUGGCAUGUUUCCUUCCAACUUCAUAAAGGAACUGUCUGAUUCUGAUGAUGUUGGAAUAGCAUUGGAAGAGCAAAUAAAGCCAAGCCUGAAAGAUACUACAGGCUCUGAGAGUGAUGGAGGUGACUCUUGCAGCACAAAAUCUGAAGGAGCCGAUGGAGGCACAACAAUCCAACCCAAGAAGGUCAAGGGUGUUGGCUUUGGAGAUAUCUUCAAGGACAAACCUAUAAAGCUAAGACCAAGGUCGAUAGAGGUUGACAAUGACUUUCUCCCAGUAGAUAAGAGUGUUGGGAAGAAAUUACCUCCAGCCACAGCAACUCAGGAGCCAACAAAAAUAGAAGUGGACAGCAGAACAAAAACCAAGGAGUAUUGCAAAGUGAUAUUUCCAUAUGAAGCACAGAACGAUGAUGAACUCACAAUCCGAGAAGGUGAUGUUGUCACGCUGAUCAGUAAGGACUGUGUUGAUGUAGGCUGGUGGGAAGGAGAACUCAACGGCAGAAGGGGAGUAUUUCCAGAUAACUUUGUCAAGCUUCUUCCCUCUGAUUUUGAAAAAGAGAGACCUAAGAAACCACCACCUCCAUCGGCUCCUGUCAUCAAACAAGGAUCAGGCACCACUGAUCGAAAACACGAAAUCAAGAAGGUACCUCCUGAAAGGCCAGAAUGCCUUCCUAACCGAACAGAAGAAAAAGAAAGAUCAGAGAGAGAGCAAAAACAGUUAGACCUGCAGAAGCCUUCAGUUCCUGCUAUACCUCCGAAGAAACCUCGGCCACCCAAAGCAAAUUCUGUGAAUAGACCUGGUACCUUGCCCCCGAGACGACCAGAAAGACCAGCUGUGCCUGUGACUCACACAAGGAGUGAUAGUCCAAAAGUAGAGUUAGUGGGCAGCGCAGCGUCCUGCACUCUAGAGAAGGACUCCUCUGAAAGAAGCAACGACAUUGACUUGGAAGGUUUUGACUCUGUAAUACCAAUUGCUGAGAAGCUUAAUCAUCCAACUACAACCAGACCAAAAGCUACUGGCAGGAGACCACCCUCCCAGUCUCUCACAUCUUCCUCCCUUUCAAGCCCGGAUUUUUUUGACUCACCAAGUCCUGAAGAUGAGAAGGAGGAACAUGUUUCCAUUACACAGAAAACUAUUGAAGUAUCAAGGAAGUCAAGAACGGUUACAAUAUCCCAAGUGUCUGAAAAUAAAACUUCCUUGCCUCCAAAACCAGGAGGUUUGCCUAGUGGUGCUAAUGUACAAGCAUCACUCUCCCCUUCACCAUCACCUGGAUUUCACCCAAUUGCUAUGGGAACAACAGGCCACAGGUCAAAUUCCCCAUCCCUGUUUGGUACUGAAGGAAAGCCAAAGACUGAGCCCUUGAGCCAAGGUCAGACUGCCCUGGAGGAGCUGAAAACACAAAUUAAGGAGCUAAGAACCAUUGUUGAAACAAUGAAAGACCAGCAAAAAAAAGAAAUUAAACAGUUGCUGUCUGAGUUGGAUGAAGAAAAGAAGAUCCGUCUACGAUUGCAGAUGGAAGUUAAUGAUAUAAAGAAAGCUCUUCAAUCAAAGUGAAUACUUGAUAGAUGGAAUGUCGCAUUAUUCAUCAUGACUGAGACUCAAAUUUAUGCCCCAGCCAAAAUAACUUUGUGCCAAAUGAUUUAAGAAUUGCCUCAACAUCCCUUUAUUUGAAGGAUUAGCACAAGAGUUUUGAUAGCACAACAGAAGUACCAACAACAAGGAAAAGAUUUCCACAUGAAGCAGUGCUGUGUGGCACUAGUUGUGACUGAAAUUGAUCUUCCUGUGCUAAAGGCUCUCUACUUCAAGAUCAUAGGUGAAAUGAAAACUCAGGCAGUUUAGUCCAUAGUGGUACUAUUUUGAUGAUAUUUUUCCAUAAAUAAAGUGUAUUUCAGAUUAUCUGUUUACAAGCUUUAUGAUUUUGAUUUUUGGUUUUUAAUUGUCUUUUGUCACAGAUUUUAAAAUGUUUGUACUGCAUAUAGCCAGGAAUGAAUGUUAACGUUGGGGCUGGAGGGAUUAUUUUUGCUUCAAGAUAGAACAGCCUACUUUUUGUUAUGGUUUUAAGUUCUGUUAAAUAUGCAAUUUUAUGUCCCCAAAUCCCUUACAAAUACGUUGUGUACAAUAAUGUAUUUACAAGAAGAAAACAAAAAACAGAAAUAUCUGGUCUUUGCAAUGAUUUGUGCCUUUCUUUGCCACACACUGACUGGAGCUGGUUGCAAACCAGACUUCAGUAAUGUAGCUAUCACAAUGACUCCUGUCACUUCUACCGGUAGAGGUCAAUCUUUUAAUGUACAGCUGCUCAGGCAGUCUAACCAGAUUGUGUUCAGGUGGCAUAACAAAUGGUGCAGUUGAGAGCAGCUUUGUCCUUAUCAGCUGUGGCUUUUAGCUUUCCUGUUUUUAAUAGGCCUCUCCAAUUUGAAUGUUCACCUCCGCUUGAUUUUCAUUAGAAAAAUUAAAUGCCCGCCUCCGUCCCCAAUUUUGCACAGAGUGAACAGAAUAUGCAUUAUUAAAGCAAAAAUAAAUAAAAGUAAAUAUAAAACAUGAAUAAAAGGUUGUAUUAUUUCAUGCACAA